AUGAUUAAGUAUUUAAGAAAGGUCAAGAACUGUCCAAUUGGAUUUGUUGAUUUAAAUGGAUUUUGCGUGCAGCAGGCCUUUAGUUGUCCUCAAAAUUAUAUACUAAUCAACGGUGUAUGCCACCCAUCAACCACUUAUGUUCCAAAUCAAAAUACUCAAACCAUAACUAAUAAUCCACCUAUACCAACUGCUGUAUCACCUCAAAAUACUGUUCCAUGCACUAAUCAAGUGACAACUAAUAAUCCAGCAUUGCCGGGGACCGUAUUAUAUACCACAAUCACAACAUGCACCAGUACUGUAUUAGCAGCAAAUACACCGUGUACAAAUCAAGCAAUAUAUUCAACGUCGCCCUGCACUAGUAGUCCAAGUUCUAAUGUUAUACCCAGUUUAACACCUGCUCCUUGUCCUAAUAAUCCACCUACAUUAUAUCCCAAUACUAUACCUGCACCAUGUCCUAAUAUUAUACCAAGUGUAACACCUGUACCUUGCCCUAAUAUUUCACCUUCACCAUACCCAAAUAUAACCCCCGCUCCAUGUCAUAACACCGUUCCAAGUGUAACACCUGCUCCUUGUCCAAAUAUUCCACCCACACCAUACCCAAAUGUAACGCCCGCUCCAUGUCCUAAUACUGUUCCAAGUAUAACACCUGCUCCUUGUCCAAAUAUUCAACCCACACCAUACCCAAAUGUAACGCCCGCUCCAUGUCCUAAUACUGUUCCAAGUAUAACACCUGCUCCUUGUCCAAAUAUUCAACCCACACCAUACCCAAAUGUAACGCCCGCUCCAUGUCCUAAUACUGUUCCAAGUAUAACACCUGCUCCUUGUCCAAAUAUUCAACCCACACCAUACCCAAAUGUAACGCCCGCUCCAUGUCCUAAUACUGUUCCAAGUAUAACACCUGCUCCUUGUCCAAAUAUUCAACCCACACCAUACCCAAAUGUAACGCCCGCUCCAUGUCCUAAUACUGUUCCAAGUAUAACACCUGCACCUUGUCCAAAUAUUCCACCCACACCAUACCCAAAUGUAACACCCGCUCCAUGUCCUAAUAUCGUUCCAAGUGUAACACCUGCUCCUUGUCCUAAUGUUCCACCAUCAUCAUAUCCCAAUACCACACCCACUCCAUGUACUAAUACUACACCAAGUCCAUGUCCUAAUGUUACUCCAAACUCAACACCUACUCCAUGUCCAAAUAUUACUCCUAAUCCACUACCUAUUCCAGAUCCCAAUUCUACCCCAACUCCAUGUCCCAAUCCUGUACCUACACCAUGUCCUACUACCCCCGAUCCUUUACCUACUACCACCGAAUCAACCAUUACAACAACAUCAUCACCUGAAACGCCACCACCCGCGAGUAUAACACGCUGUCCUGAUGGUACUGAACUCAUACAUGGCAUUUGUCGUGUUAUUUUUUGCGGCAGUGGAAUUUUUAAAUCCGGUCGUUGCAUACAAACAGUUUGCCCUAAUGGUACCAUUUGGAAAAACAAUAGAUGUGUACAUCCAGAACCAAUUAUACACAACAUUAAAAUAAAUAAUACUAUUACAACAACGUUUAAUCGCAUUGAACCUGACAUAGUUGUCAAUAAUGUCAACAAUUUAAUCGUCAAUGCAUCCAUAAGUAUACCAUUGCAACCAACAGCGAUUGAUACUAAUUGCGUUGAGAAUAAUCCGGAAUGUGAUACAAAUACGGAGGUGUCAACACCAAAGCCAGAAACUCCAUGUUGCACUAUAUUGACGCCUCGAAUAUGUAAAAAGAGCACAGCUGGUGAAAAACCUUGGAAAUGCUAUAGCAAACGUUUUAAACGUUGUGGUAGUUUUUGCGUUACUCCCAUUAUUUAUUUAAAAACGGAACGAAUAUAUUAUGUAGAUAAUUAUAUGGUUGUACCACCUAAUACUGAGUUCAACUACUGUCGCAGAUUUGGUACAUGUCCUGAAAGCCAGGACUAUUAUGACUGUUCUGGUUGUGCCUACGGUAAUCCAGACAGCUGCUCUUCGUAUUGCUAUCAAUAUAUGUGCAACACACGUACUUGCAGUUUUUAUGAUCAACGUCUAUACUGUGGCUUGGAUCCCAAUGCUUACGGAUGUAAUGAGGACGACGGCUGUUUUGAAAGCUAUUGUUCGCGGCGAUGAGUUGCACUUAAGCUUAAAAAGUAAAUUAAGAAUAAUUUAUAUUCGAAAAGAAUAAAUGGAAAUAAAUUUAUG
This is a messenger RNA of Teleopsis dalmanni, 2199 nucleotides long. RefSeq names its product vegetative cell wall protein gp1. Lineage: Eukaryota; Metazoa; Arthropoda; Insecta; Diptera; Diopsidae. Bases 1 to 2127 code for a protein of 708 amino acids. The transcript is spliced from 4 exons. The record is from RefSeq and is a predicted model, not a curated record.